CCUUUGCGCUCUUUCUUCCCUUCCCCUUCCGAGUUCCAACCAUCAACUCUCUCACGCUCUAUCUCUUGCCUGUCUCUUUUCCGUCGUGUUCCAUGGUGGCUGUGGGGUGACGAGAUGGGAAAGGCCGGGAGGUGGCUGAAGAGCCUGCUGGGCGGGAAGAAGCCGGCGGCCGAAGAGAGACCGACGAAGGAGAAAAGGCGAUGGGGCUUCGGCCGGUCAGGCCGAGACCGCGAGCGGGGCCAGUUGGCGGAGGAGAGGCGGGGGUCGCAGAGGGAAGACGGUGGCUGCGUCUCCACCGGUACCGCGGGUGUGGAUCCCGACAAGCGAGCGAUAGCGGUGGCCACGGCCACGGCCGCUGUGGCGGAGGCCGCGGUGGCCGCCGCCCAGGCAGCCGCCGCAGUAGUCCGGCUGACAAGCAGUGGACGUCGUUCCAUGGCGGGUGGCAAGAGGGAGGAGUGGGCGGCGACCCGGAUUCAAGCUGCCUUCAGAGGCUACCUGGCAAGAAGGGCACUGCGUGCGCUCAAGGGGCUGGUGAAGCUUCAGGCUCUGGUGAGAGGGCACAUAGUGAGGAAGCAGACAACGGCAACCUUCCGCUACAUGCAGGCGGUGGUCAGGGCCCAGGCUCGCGCCCGAGCCCACCGAGCCCACUACACCGAGCUCACUAACGCCCAACACCAUAACCUGGCUCGCACUCCCCACCCCAAGCCAGCAUCUGCCGGUCCACCGACGCCGGAGAAAAACGAACCCAGGGUCCGAGCCAACAGAACCAAACACCACCGGUCUCCUUCUGCUAAGAGCACGGUGAAGCCCAACUUUGUGGAAGCAGAAGCUGAUCGGACGCACGUCGGCCGGUCCUGGCUGGACCGGUGGAUGGACGGCCGUGGUGUGACGGCCGACGAGGAGAACGCUAAAAUCCUGGAGGUAGACCCCGGCAAACCACUGAACUCGAAGCGCAGGCCCGUCCUCCGUCCUUCCCACUCUGUUCACGCCACCUCCGACCGCAACAGCUACAGCCAGAGCUUCGGUACCACAGCAAUGCCCGAUUCUCCGUCAAGGGACUCCACCGCAGCUCACUUGUCGACCCCUUCGCCCUCCUCCGUCGAAAUGCCGGUCGACACGCUGAAUCCACUCCGGCUCCCUCAAGAAGACAGCGGCUGCAUCUUCGCCACCGCCGAGAACAGCCCCCAGUUCUUCUCGGCGUCGUCACGGCCGCGGAGCGGAAAACACGGCCCUUUCACCCCGUCGAAGGGCGAGUGCGCAAGGAGCUUCUUCGGCGGGUAUGCGGACUACCCCAACUACAUGGCCAACACCGAAUCGUGGAGAGCCAAAGCGCGGUCUCAGAGUGCGCCGAAGCAGAGGCCGGAAUUCGACAAGUCCAACUCCGUGAAGCGCCUCUCGGCGUACGGUUUCGCCGACGUGCGUUCGAGCUCGAGCAGCAUGCACUCUCAGAGGUCGUCAUUGCAUACGAAGUUCACCUCCAAGGCUUAUCCGGGUUCAGGACGGCUCGAUAGAUUGGGCAUGCCGCUUCGCACUGGCAGUGAAGUUGGCUACAGGAAUUAGCAACUGCUGAUCUUCUUCUUCUUCUUCUUCUUCUUCUCUGUGAUCUGCGAGAUAUAUAAGUAGGCGAUCCGAAUAACAGGUUUCUGUGUUUCAAUGGGAGACACCAAUUGCUUGGAUGCUUUUGAAAAGGCCCAAGACAUCGACUCUUUCUGGGCAUGCAAUUCCUUUGCCGACCCUGUUGUAUCCAAAAGCGUGGUUUUGUAAGGGGAGGUUGUAUUUCGUGUGAAGUUUGGUUAGUCGUUAACCCGCCGAGUCUGAUACUCUUUGACAUGCUUUUACAGUGUAAAAACUUGUUCUCUGUUUGAAUGAAAGUGUUUAGUUUC
This is a messenger RNA of Nymphaea colorata (pocket water lily), 1883 nucleotides long. Its product is annotated as protein IQ-DOMAIN 22-like. Bases 115 to 1560 code for a protein of 481 amino acids. The transcript is spliced from 4 exons. The record is from RefSeq and is a predicted model, not a curated record. Lineage: Eukaryota; Viridiplantae; Streptophyta; Magnoliopsida; Nymphaeales; Nymphaeaceae. Gene Ontology annotation, molecular function: protein binding.